AUGGUGACACAGGAGAUUCUCUCUCCCUAUUCACUUAGUGAUGGUGUUACAACUGAAACCUUUUCUAUUACCUUGUUGCCUUCUCUUUUCACUAAGAUUGGGCAUUUAAGGAGAAUAGGAGUGGGCAGUGUGCAAACCUUGCUAAAUUCUAGCUACAAAAUGACAAUGGAAGUUCAAAUACUAACAUCUAAGGCACACACUGCUGCUAAAGCUGCUUCGCCUUUGUUACAGACUGUUCACCAUGAUGGAAAUUCAGAGCAGAAUCUGAGGAGACACCGAAUUGGUGACAAUGUCUCCAAGAAGGACAAGAUCAAAUUUCUCAUUACUACACUUUUAGAUCUAAAUGACAGCAAGGAUGCUGUUUAUGGUGCUCUUGAUGCCUGGGUUGCAUGGGAGCAAAACUUUCCUAUUGCAUCAAUAAAGCAAGUAUUGAUUGCUCUUGAGAAGGAACAGCAGUGGCAUAGAAUUGUUCAGGUUAUUAAAUGGAUGCUAAGCAAGGGGCAGGGAACCACAAUGGGAACUUAUGCGCAGUUAAUACGAGCAUUAGAUAUGGACCACAGAGCAAAAGAAGCACAUGAGUUUUGGUUGAAGAAAAUUGGUAGAGAUCUUCAUUCCGUGCCAUGGCAGCUUUGUAAUCGCAUGAUAUCUAUAUACUACAGAAACAACAUGCUAGAGAAUCUCAUAAAGCUUUUCAAGGGACUGGAAGCUUUUGAUCGUAAACCUCCAGAAAAAUCAAUUGUGCAAAAAGUAGCAGAUGCAUAUGAGAUGCUAGGCUUACUUGAAGAAAAGGGAAGGUUAUUAGAGAAGUAUAAUGAUCUCUUCAUUGAGACGGGGAAAGGACGGAACAAGAAUUUCAGGAUUGCCUCAUCCAAGAAAACUAAGAAAUCAGCGUAUAUGAUCACUGUCUUUGCCAUUUGGCCUAAAAAUAUGGUUUUCUGUUUUGGUCCUUUGGAUGGUUGGAAUUAUCAUACCCAGCUCAACCUUGACCUGGCCAAGGGUCUGGAAGGUUCACCAGCUGGUGGGUCACAGGGUAAGGCAAAAAAUGUAUCUGCUUCGGACAAGAUUGCUGAUGCUGUGGAUGGCAAACAAAAUAAACUAGUUUGCAAUUGCAACCCUCGAGUUAUUGCAAAACCUGAAGGCAUGUAUCAGUCACUACUGGCCAAUCCAAUCAUCCAUGCCUAA
Messenger RNA from Dovyalis caffra, 1182 nucleotides. The record is from the annotation of a GenBank genome assembly. Lineage: Eukaryota; Viridiplantae; Streptophyta; Magnoliopsida; Malpighiales; Salicaceae.